AAUGAACUGCUGAAUUCGCGACCAUAAAAUCCUUUAAUCAAAAGGGUCUGCAACGCCAUUUUAGGACACAACACAGAGAGAGAGAUUCGACAGCGCUCGCACCAUGUCUGCCCAUCAACUCCCCACGCCUCCUCUCCUCACUCCCUACAAGAUGGGAAGAUUCGAUCUUUCUCACAGAGUUGUUCUAGCACCGUUGACCAGACAAAGAUCAUACAAGAACGUUCCUCAGCCACACGCCAUAUUGUACUAUUCCCAGAGAACCUCUAAGGGUGGCCUUCUCAUUACUGAAGCCACAGGAGUGUCUGACACUGCACAAGGGUAUCCAGAUACACCUGGCAUCUGGACUAAAGAGCAAGUUGAGGCUUGGAAACCCAUUGUAGAUGCUGUUCAUGCCAAGGGUGGUAUCCUCUUCUGUCAGAUCUGGCAUGUUGGGAGGGUCUCAAAUACAGGUUUUCAGCCAAAUGGGCAGGCUCCAAUCUCAUCUACUGACAAGCCAUUGACUCCUCAACUUCGAAGUAAUGGCAUUGAUGUUGCUCAAUUCACGCCUCCAAGGCGACUAAGGACUGAUGAAAUUCCAAACAUUGUUAAUGACUUCAGACUUGCUGCAAGGAAUGCAAUGGAAGCUGGUUUUGACGGUGUUGAAAUACAUGGAGCUCAUGGCUACUUACUAGAACAAUUCAUGAAAGACCAGGUAAACGACAGAACAGAUCAGUAUGGAGGUUCUCUGGAGAACCGGUGUCGUUUCACUCUUAAGAUCGUGGAGGCCAUUGUUAAUGAAAUAGGCGCAGACAGAGUCGGGAUCAGGCUUUCCCCUUUUGCAACCUACUCGGAAGCAGCAGACUCGAACCCCAAAGCACUAGGAAAAUACAUGGUCGAACAAUUAAAUAAUUAUGGGAUCCUUUACUGCCACAUGGUUGAGCCAAGAAUGAAGACUGUGGGCGAGAUGAGCGAAUGUCCGCACAGUCUUGUGCCAAUGAGGAACUUGUUCAAGGGAACUUUCAUUGUAGCCGGAGGUUAUACCCGGGAAGAUGGAAACAAUACUGUGGCCGAGAACCGUGCAGAUCUUGUUGCUUACGGCCGUUGGUUCUUGGCCAAUCCAGAUUUGCCUAAGAGGUUUCAGUUGGACGCACCUCUGAAUAAGUACAACAGAGAGACGUUCUACGUAUCGGACCCGGUGAUUGGGUACACCGAUUAUCCAUUCCUGGAGGGCACGGCUUAAGUCACUGCCGGACGUGACUUGGAAUAAAACAGCUCAUCAUUGAUUCUUGCCUAUUUUUAGGCAUGCCGAUGAGAAUUUUCUUACCCUUGUACUUCCGCUGCAUUGAUAUGCAUAACACAAUAAAAUUUGUACGUCUUGAUACAAUCACGGGGCAUGGACCAAUCAAUGAAUUGCUUGAUGCGGAAUAGGUUUGGUAUCUGUUCA
Eucalyptus grandis is the source of this 1423-nucleotide messenger RNA. RefSeq names its product 12-oxophytodienoate reductase 2. The transcript has 5 exons. The coding region runs from base 104 to 1219 and encodes 371 amino acids. Gene Ontology annotation, molecular function: FMN binding; oxidoreductase activity. NCBI's taxonomy places the organism in Eukaryota, Viridiplantae, Streptophyta, Magnoliopsida, Myrtales, Myrtaceae. The record is from RefSeq and is a predicted model, not a curated record.